Molecule: messenger RNA, 668 nt
Organism: Drosophila albomicans
Lineage: Eukaryota; Metazoa; Arthropoda; Insecta; Diptera; Drosophilidae
Exons: 2
Coding region: 106-600 (164 amino acids)
Source: RefSeq, a predicted model, not a curated record
CUCUCUACUCGUCGCAGUUGGAACGUGAUAAAAGUGAAAAAAAAAAACAAAACAUUAAACGGAAUAUCCUUUGGAAUAUAAAUAUAUAGUAAUAAACAAAUAAAAAUGUGCAAAUUGAGCUUGUGUCUGUUGGUUGCCAUCUUUGGCUUUCUGAUCGCUGGCAGCUUGGCCGGUGUUAAUCGUGAUUCCUAUGUGCAUCGUGACAUUAUUGUGGUCAAGGAUGUGCGUGACUUUGCCGCCAAGCAUCCGGGUCUCAAAUUGCAGCGUAUGGAUCGUCAACCUGUCUCGGCUCGUGCUGCUGCUGCACAAUCGGUGCGUUACACACUCGGAGCACGUAUCACAGAUGACAGAUUGGUUGCCCAGAACGCCGAUGUUUUCAACUAUGCGUCGAGCAACGAUGUCAGUCUUCAGGUGACUUACCCCGAAACGGGCACCGGUGCCAUUGUCACCUACGUUGAGAUCGUCUGCACCCAGGACAACAAUGAGGGCAAUGCCUUUGUGAUUGCCGGCGGCAUUGGACAGCGUUUCAUCUCCAUACUGAUUGAGGCCAAGCAGACGAAUUCGUUUGCUUAUCAGGCUUUGUACUAUGGCGUCGAUUAGAAAACUAUUCGCCGUAAUCAAUCUUGAAUUUAUGUUUUUCUUUGAUUUAAUAUAUAUGUAUGUAUAUA